Molecule: messenger RNA, 2923 nt
Organism: Phodopus roborovskii (desert hamster)
Lineage: Eukaryota; Metazoa; Chordata; Mammalia; Rodentia; Cricetidae
Gene: Emp2
Product: epithelial membrane protein 2
Exons: 5
Coding region: 182-700 (172 amino acids)
Cellular component (GO): plasma membrane
Source: RefSeq, a predicted model, not a curated record
CUUGUCGGCCAGGAGGGCGGAGGAGGCCGAGCCCCGAGCUUCAAAACAGCCGGCGCUUCACCCCGCGCGCAGCCCGCCACUGCGUCCAGACGCCCGCGACCGGUUUGGAUUUCUCUCUCUCAUCUUCUUUGGGUUCUCAUCCCUCUCUGGACUUUCCAGCUGCUCCCACAGCCCUGUGAACAUGUUGGUGAUUCUUGCCUUCAUCAUCAUCUUCCACAUCGUAGCUUUGGCGCUGUUGUUCAUUUCCACCAUUAACAAUGCCUGGUGGGUAGGAGAAACCUUCUCGGCAGACAUUUGGAGAGUGUGCUCAAACAGCACCAACUGCACAGAAAUCAACGACCUGAGCAGUAGUGACAUGUUUACAGAUUACUCCAUCAUGCAGGCCGUGCAGGCCACCAUGAUCCUCUCUACCAUCCUCUGCUGCCUCUCCUUCCUCGUCUUUCUGCUUCAGCUCUUCCGCCUCAAGCAGGGAGAGAGGUUCACCCUGACCGCCAUCAUCCAGCUCAUGUCAUGUCUGUGUGUCAUGAUCGGGGCUUCCAUUUAUACGGACCGGCGCCAAGACCUUCACCAGCAGAACUACAAAAUCUAUUACCUGAUGCAAGAAGGCAGCUAUGGCCACUCUUUCAUCCUAGCCUGGGUGUCCUUCUCCUUCACAUUCAUCAGUGGCCUCAUGUACAUGAUCCUGAGGAAGCGCAAAUAGGUUUCAGGAGCCCAGCCACUCCCCCACAGUAUGGCAUCCACAUUCACGUAACCAUUUGUAUAUAAUCAGUUUUUGUGGUUUUUUUCUAGCAAACCUAUUGUUUCCUUUAAAAAGCUUUUAUAAAAAAAAAAAAAAGAAGAAGAAGAAGAAGAAAAGAGAGAGAAGAGUGCAUUCUUGGGAUCACAGCCCAGACCACAAAGGCUGGCAUUCAGAAUGCAAGCCCACCAAAAGUCUCCAAGAGGCCCAGCAAAAUCUAGCAAUGUGGACAUCUGCAGAAUGCCUUUCACCCCAGGAGCUGGGGUGGGUGUGGCCAAAGUGGGAAAAGCCUAUCUUCAGGGACAGGCUCCCUGUAGGUUUCUGCCCUGCCCUUCUCCCCCUGCCUGCUCUACUCUGACAGCCACACUGACCCUGGUUUCGGUCUGUAGGGGACCCAGAGCCCCAGUCCCCCCUCAGUAAGUUAGGCCAUCAUGCAAACUCUCUGACAGGCUCCUGUUUGCCGUAAGCUUAGUGUCCCUUAACUGAGCUGAGUCUCUAUAGGUAAUUCCUUAGGUCAUCUGUUACACUUCAAAGACCCUCAUGAUCCUUCAUCAAAGGGGUGGGCCUGCAGUAUGCUUAGUUGCACAACAAUUGGGGGUCAGAGUGCUAGAGCCAGGGAGCAGAGGCACCUGUGAAUGUCAGCAGUCUCACCACACUGAAAUGGCCCCACUCCCACUCCCAGCACAUCUUCGCCUGCACCAGUGCUUGCUGCUUCUCCCACAGCUGCUUCUAUCUGGGCCACUCGUGCCUCCACCUGGCAGGUGGGAUGGGCAGCUUCUUCCCUGCCCUGUCCUAGAAAGGCUCUCUUUUUCUCCUUGCCCCUCCAUCUAAGGUGGGUGCUUCCUCUAGACCCCUAUUUCUGGAGCCUCAGAAGAGCCAGCUUCCAUUCAUUCAUCUACCCAUCAUUCAACAUGAAUGCACUUUGCCACGUGUCAGGUCAAGGGAUACCUUUCAAAACAAUUCCUCAUGAGACUCAGUCUGGUGAAGAUCACACACCAGAAACCAAUUAGAAAAACUAGCAACUGUGAUGGAGCAGCAGGGACCCCACCAGAGUCAAAACCUCCCAAGAUGAUAGGAAGCCCACUUUCUGCAUACUUGACUCUAAGUGCCUUGGGGUAUCUGUACUUCUGUAGAGGAUCCCACAUUUCCCACAGCAGGAAAGGAUUCCCAGAACAUGGCUCUCAAGAUGAGCAUCACAUCGAAGGAGAAUCCAGCUUCACUCCAGUGAAUUCCAAGGAUACCCUGAUAAAUGUGGCCAUGGGAAGGUUGUUCAUAGCACUGGAAGAGUGAUGUGCCAUACCCAAGGCCCAAGAACUCUAGGAUGUCCACCUUCUCCCUUUGGUACCCUUUCCCAUCCAUUGAGCAUCAAGUUGGAGAGAUGAUUCUGGGACAGGGUGUGUAGAUUUGUGUUGUUUAAACAUCUCCACAUGUGAGCUUCUGUGAAGGGUUGUUUACCACUAGCUCAGUCCCAGUGAGGCUGGGGGGAUUGGGUCUCUGUGGCUUUAGGGCCACCGUGGACACCUCAUGCCUUGACGAACUUCCAAGGAGAACUUCCCACCGCUCACUGUUAGCUAGAUUGUAGGGUUGGCACAAUGUCUUGUGAGACUCAAGGAGGGAGGGGUGUCUAAAGUGUCCUCUACACCUUCCCUGCAGGGACUUUUCUAUCAUAACAUCCUGUAGUCAUGAUGGAAACAGACAAACGAAAGUUUAGCCUGAGCCAGCAUCAGUUUCCACCUCAGAUACCCAGAGCUGCAGAAGGAAUCAUCCAAUGUGAUGGGGAUGGUCCUGUGGGUUGUCUUGGCUGAUUGCCACUGUGGCCAACAUCCAGUGCCCACAUUUAGCUGUGACAUGAGAGGUGCCUCUCCUCUGCUCUGUGCCCUGUAUUUGGGAUGCUAGAAAGAGAUGAGGGUGUGAGGGAGAACAGAUCCACCCUUCUAUGUAGGAUCAGCUCUCAGUUGGUGCUUAUCACUAGUUAACCAAAGAUCAAUGACAGUCAGCUGGGAUAUCCAAGAAGCAUGUAUUAGGACCAAACCCAUCACUGUACUUAAAGGAACUUAGUUUGCGCAUCUUACAACAUUUUUAUAAAGUACUGUAAUUCAUGGGGUGGGGCAUGUGACAGAGACAGACUAACCCAUGUUUGUCAUUUGCAUUAAAAUUAUUUUGGGUCUGUUUAAAGAAUUCAGAUAA